AUGUCUGGCCUAAAGCCCGGCGACUCGUUCCCAGACGACGUUGUCUUCUCCUAUAUCCCCUGGACGCCCGAAAGCGCCGACAUCACCGCGUGCGGAAUCCCGCAAAACUACCCGGCCUCGAAGGAAUGGAAGGACAAGAAAGUGGUGCUGUUUGCCCUCCCCGGCGCAUUCACGCCAAGCUGUUCGGCCCGCCAUUUGCCCGGAUACAUUGAGAAGCUGGCGGAGUUCAAGGCCAAGGGAGUCGACAUUGUCGCUGUGCUGGCGUACAAUGAUCCCUUUGUCAUGAGCGCCUGGCAGAAGGCCAAUAACGUCAAGAACGAUGAUAUUCUCUUUCUCAGUGACCCGGACACCAAGUUCUCCAAGUCGAUAGGUUGGAACAUGGGCGAGCGGUGUGCUCGGUACGCCCUGGCGAUCGACCACGGGAAGGUCAUCUACGCGGCGAAGGAACCUGGACGAGAUGUGUCGGUUUCUGGGGCGGAAGCUGUCCUCGCCAAACUAUAG
Molecule: messenger RNA, 501 nt
Organism: Capronia coronata CBS 617.96
Lineage: Eukaryota; Fungi; Ascomycota; Eurotiomycetes; Chaetothyriales; Herpotrichiellaceae
Product: peroxiredoxin pmp20
Exons: 4
Coding region: 1-501 (166 amino acids)
Biological process (GO): cell redox homeostasis; hydrogen peroxide catabolic process; cellular response to oxidative stress
Cellular component (GO): mitochondrion; cytoplasm; peroxisome
Molecular function (GO): thioredoxin peroxidase activity
Source: RefSeq, a predicted model, not a curated record